AUGCUAGUGAGUAAAGGUAAGGAGUUCUUUCAUCAAUCGAUUCACGACAACGUCCGGCGGGCUGCUGCUAGGGACGGUGUGGAAUUGUUCGCCUUGGAUAAGCGCCAAAGCGCACCACACGGCACAACCGAAAAGACGGCUUCGCAGCUCAACGAUCCAGGUGCAGAGUGCGCACCGUACAGUCUGCCCAUCAUCAAUCAAAUAACGAACCAAUUCCCCGCCGUUUGGGAACUAGCCGACAUCUUACCAGGCGACAUCGAAGCAUUGCACUUGCUACAGACCAUCAAGGCUUCUGGUGUGAUUCCUUGCGGCAUUGGCGUUCGCGGUACUCAACCCGCCUCGCUGAGUGGUGCCAACCUGGAUGGUGAUUACAACCUGGCUCAAGACCCCGACUGCUGGUGGACAGACAAUGGCUGCACUGAGCCCAAGCAUGCUGGCCUUUUGCCUGACAUCAUCACAUGCAAUGAGCCGUACACGUGGGGCUAUACAUUCGAUGACGGUCCCAACUGCACUCACAACGCACUUUACGACAUGUGGGCUGCCAAUAACCAAAAGGCUUCCUUGAUGUAUAUUGGUUCCAAUGUCAUGGACUGGCCCUUGGAAGCGCAGCGCGGCAUUGUGGAUGAGCACCACAUCUGCGUCCACACCUGGUCUCACCGCUAUAUGAAGGCGUUGACCAACUCCCAAGCCUUUGCAGAGUUGUGGUACACCAUCAAAACGAUUAAGUACGUUAUGGGUGUCACGCGCACCUGCUGGCGUCCUCCUUACGGUGACAUUGACGAUCGUAUCCGUGGUAUCGCACAAGGACUCGGCUUGCGCACCAUUAUGUGGAACGUUGACACCAACGACUGGAACAUUGCGCCACCUAUUCGAGCAUUAUUUCGAUGGCCACAGCGUGGAAUUAUUGUGCUCGAGCACGAAUUGGAGCAGUCAGCCAUGAACAUGAGCAUCGAGCAGUAUCCUGCAGUCAAGGCGGCCUGGAAACAUGUGGUUCCUCUGACCGCCUGCCUGAACAUCACCCGGCCUUAUCCUGAGGACAUUUUCUAUCCCAACUUUUCCGAAUACAUCCAGGGUAACGUUGUUGCCUCCGGUUUACCGGAUGCUUCUAUGGGCAUCAGCUCGACGGCACAGGUCUCCGCUCAAGGCACACUCAGCGGUAUGGGCGGUUCCUUUGCUACUGCCAGCGAUGGCUCUGGGAACCGUCAAGCCUCCCCCGUGCACACCGCUCCCCCUACCGGUAGCAGCACUAAGCCUGCUUUUCCCACCACAAUCAGCAAGCAGCAGAGCCACAAGUCUAGUGGCGCGUGCGGGACGUCAUCCAUCUCGGUUUUUCCACUCGUGCUUGUAGCUGUUGCCACCGUGAUGGGUAGCUUGCUUGCUUGCUUUUAG
Mycosarcoma maydis (corn smut) is the source of this 1389-nucleotide messenger RNA. RefSeq lists its product as uncharacterized. NCBI's taxonomy places the organism in Eukaryota, Fungi, Basidiomycota, Ustilaginomycetes, Ustilaginales. Gene Ontology annotation, biological process: carbohydrate metabolic process. The coding region runs from base 1 to 1389 and encodes 462 amino acids. Gene Ontology annotation, cellular component: membrane. The transcript is spliced from 3 exons. The record is from RefSeq and is a predicted model, not a curated record. Gene Ontology annotation, molecular function: chitin deacetylase activity.